AGAGCACUUCCGGCUCAGCGGAACUCGGGCCGCCGGAUCAGGUUGUCGGUGAACCGGACUUGUGGUCGAGGCCCCAUGAGCGCGGCGCCCCUGGUGGGCUACAGCAGCAGCGGUUCGGAGGAUGAAGCGGAGAUUGUCGCCGCCGGGCGGAGCAAACCGGGGUCUGGACUCCACCGUUGUGGCCAGAACCCCGUUCCCAGUCAGAGGUUUCCAGUGCCUGACAGUGUGCUGAGCAUGUUCCCCAGCACGGAAGAAGGACCUGAGGAUGACAGUGCAAAGCAUGGGGGUCGCAUCCGAACCUUCCCCCAUGAGCGGGGUAACUGGGCCACCCACAUCUACAUACCAUAUGAGGCGAAGGAGGAGUUCCGGGAUCUGCUUGACAUGUUGCUGUCCCGAGCUCAGAUGUUCAUACCUCGACUGGUGCCGAUGGAGGACUUCCACCUCAGCCUGUCUCAGAGUGUGGUUCUUCGUCACCACUGGAUCCUCCCCUUUGUGCAGGUGCUCAAAGACCACAUGGCCCCUUUCCAAAGGUUCUUCUUUACUGCCAACAGGGUAAAGAUUUAUACCAAUCAAGAGAAAACCAGGACCUUCCUUGGACUCGAGGUCAGUUCAGGGCAUGCCCAGUUCCUGGACCUGGUUUCAGAAGUGGACAGAGUCAUGAAGGAAUUUGACCUCACUACUUUCUACCAGGACCCUUCAUUUCAUGUCAGUCUGGCCUGGUGUGUGGGUGAUGCUCGUCUCCAGCUGGAGGGACAGUGCCUGCAGGAACUACAGGAAAUUGUGGACGAGUUUGAAGACUCUGAGAUCCUGUUACAUGUGCUGGCUGAACAGGUCCGCUGCAAGUCUGGGAACAAAUUCUUCUCGAUGCCUUUGAAGUGAGCCUUGUCCCAUGCCUCUCCUCAGGCAGACUGAGAUGGAGGAGCCCACUGCUGUUUGUGGGACACCCCGGCAAGUCCUAAUCACACACUUAGUACUUACUGUUCUAGUGGGCUGCUCACUCUCUGCUGGUCCACUUGGGUUGUAGGUUGGUAGGCUGCUGCUGUAAUGUGGUCAUUUCCAGAAAUCACCAGUAGAGGGCAGCCCGGACCUCUAAUUCUUCCUCCGCUAGUCUUAGGAAAAUGAACCUCGCUGGGGAGCCCACCCACACUCAGUCCCCACCGAGAUCUCUCCACUGCAGUAAUCCAUAUUGAUGCCAUUGGCCAUCAACCAGUUUUUAAGAUCCUUGCAUCCUGACCCACCUCUGUCACAAUGGGGCUUCUGAGAGUCUGUCUUCCUCCUUUGAAUCUCCUUUAUUUAUCACCUCGUCCCUUCAUCCUGUUCUGUGCCAGGAGAGGUCAUUUUAGGGCCAGGGCACAGGGUGCUAAUUUGUGGUCAGCAGCAGUUUUCUUCAUUCCUUCCUCCCACUUACCCAGCCAGGUGCCUGGGGAGAGCCCCGCAGAUGUUUCAUUUUGGCCUGGCUAUGGCUGCCAGCCAGGCCUCCAACACCCAUGACCCCUGCUUUCCCCAUCAGCUUUCCCAGAGGCGCAAAGAGGUGCCUUCCCUCCAUCCAGAACACCCCUCCCCUGUUGCUGAACAUUCUCCGGGUUGGGUGGGAAGUGGAGAGAGAGCCAGGGAGGCAGAGGAGAAUCUAUUUUCCAUCAAGCUCCUGUCAGGGCAAAGAACCAAGCCUUUCUAGUAGUUGUCAUGGGGAUUUCUAGUGAUGGAUGAAGAAAUAUAUUUUACAGUUUUAAAUUAUGUUCAACAAAUUAAAUCUGCCUUUUUAAUGUG
Molecule: messenger RNA, 1767 nt
Organism: Grammomys surdaster
Lineage: Eukaryota; Metazoa; Chordata; Mammalia; Rodentia; Muridae
Gene: Usb1
Product: U6 snRNA biogenesis phosphodiesterase 1
Exons: 7
Coding region: 76-879 (267 amino acids)
Biological process (GO): U6 snRNA 3'-end processing
Cellular component (GO): nucleus
Molecular function (GO): 3'-5'-RNA exonuclease activity
Source: RefSeq, a predicted model, not a curated record